Molecule: messenger RNA, 1773 nt
Organism: Coregonus clupeaformis (lake whitefish)
Lineage: Eukaryota; Metazoa; Chordata; Actinopteri; Salmoniformes; Salmonidae
Product: fibulin-7-like
Exons: 8
Coding region: 374-1705 (443 amino acids)
Molecular function (GO): calcium ion binding
Source: RefSeq, a predicted model, not a curated record
AACUGGGUUGUCCGUCGGUGGGAGGGAUUAUUCCUACAUGAUCCAUUUACGGUAAUCGCUUUUCAAAGUCUAUGAGUCGUCAGUUAGGGUUAGGUAGUAGAUUCAGGUUCGCUAUCAUCAUAGCCUAUCUAAGACCGCACGUCACCGCAUCCCAACCGUCGCUCUGUACCACCACGCGCUCCUGAUGAGCAGUCUCUUCCACCCCAUGCUGAAUCCACUAAUUGCCAGUUCGGUUGCGCAAACGCUGCAGAGGAGUGUAGGAAAUCGGAGUUGAGUUCGUUGGUUUUCUAUUAUUUAAACACCUGACUAAGUUGUACUAUUUGGAGAAAAACUCGGACAUCAUUCCAACAUCAAUUCAGUUGGAUUUAAAGUUAUGGCGCUAUCAGUGCUGCGCAGCAGUUUACUUUUGCUGUGUCUGACAACUAUCCAUACUUGCCAUGGUGGCGGACAGAACUGCAUGGACAAACACCAGGUGGUUGGUGUUCUCCGUCAGAUGGAGAAGUUUCUGAAGGGACAGGAGAUGAGGUUCACAGAGGGACUACGCAUCAUGAAGUCCAAACUGGCAACCCUACAGAACUCUGUGUCCAAGCUACCACAGGCCGAUCAGUCGGCUGCUCCGUCUGUCUGCCCCUCCCUUGAAGCUCCUGUCCACGGGAGGAAGUUUGGCUCCAAGUAUUUCAUCGGUCAUGAGGUCCAUUUCACCUGUUCCCAUGGUUACCACCUGGUGGGCCCCGGGACACGUGUUUGUCAGGAGAACGGGAGUUGGAGCGGUGUCAACACCAUCUGUAAAGAUGUGAGUGAGUGCUCCAGUAACCCAUGCCAGAACGGCGGGACCUGUGUAGAGGGGGUCAACCAGUACAAGUGCACCUGUCCACAGAGCUGGAGUGGAUCCAACUGUCAGCACCAGACACAGACAGCGCCGCCCGAGUGGAGCGUCAUGAACGAUCCGGCGUUCAGCAGACGUCCCCGCUGUGCCAAGGUGGACCACGCUCAACACUGCAGCUGCGACGCUGGCUUUCACAUGAGUGGGACAUCUGACAACAGCAUCUGCCAGGAUGUGAACGAGUGUGAGGUGUACCGGCUGGACCAGGGGGCCAAGCUGUGUGUGUAUGAGUGUGUCAACGUACCUGGCUCCUACCACUGCUCCUGCCCCAGCCACUAUAAGCUGAUGCCUGAUGGGAGGAGCUGUGAGGAUGUGGAUGAGUGUCUGACCCAGCAGCACAACUGCAGUAGAGGAACAACAUGUAUCAACACAGGAGGAGGGUUCCAGUGUGUGAGCCCUGAGUGUCCCCGAUCACACGGCAACAUCAGCUACGUCAAGACGUCUCCCUUUCAGUGUGAGAGGAACCCCUGCCCCAUGGAGAGUCGUUCCUGUCACCUGGCUCCUAAGACGGUCUCCUUCCACUACCUCUCGCUCACCUCCAACCUCCAGACCCCGGCUACCCUUUUCCGAUUGGCGACCGCCUCCGCCCCCGGCCGCCCCGGCCCCGAUAGCCUGCGAUUCGGCAUUGUCGGGGGAAACAGCCGCGGGAUGUUCGUGAUGCAAAGGUCGGACCGCCAGACAGGCGAACUGAUCCUAGUUCAGGGGUUAAGAGGACCACAGGAUAUCAGUGUUGAUGUGGACAUGUCAGAGUAUAGUGACCGCACCUUCCAGGCUAAGCAUGUGGCGAAGGUGCAUGUUCUGGUAUCAGCGUAUAACUUCUGAGGAGGAUGGACGGGCAGAGGAACAAGUUAGGAGAGAGAGGGAGGAGAGAGAGGGAGGAGAGAGGGAGG